GGAUAAACAGAAAGUUAAAUUCGCAUCCAACUUCUUCAAAAGACACUUCCAUACAAUUUGUUAGUACCCUAACAGAAGAAUGCCACCUAAAGUCGGAAAAAGUAAACAGCCUGAUUCAGUAGGCACUUCUGUCAUUGAUAAAAAAGAUUAUAGUCCGACUGAUCUGAAGGUUGAAAAGGAUAAAAACAAUCACUCAGCGUCUGUGACUAUAAAAGACAAGGCAAAAAACAACAACAGCAAAGAUAAAAAGACAUGUGAUGAAUUAGACAAUGAGAAUGAGCCUAAAGAAGAUCCACUAAACCUAGGGGAAUUAGAGCCAGAUAAAGUACACAGUAUUACUGAUAGCAAGUCUAAACAAGGUCAACGAAAAGAAGAAGAUUCACAGCCAGAUAAAGGAGGCUCUAGUGAUGGGAGUGAGUCUAAAGUAGAUCAUCUUGAGAAACCAAAGUCUCUAUCAGAAAACAGUGAUUCAGUUAUAGAGGAAACAACUGAAGAUCUUCAUAGCUCAGCUGAUAAUAAAGAUGAACAAUCAGUAAAUGGUGGCAGUGAGAAACAAAACUCAUUACAUCAAGACAUAGACAAUUCAAAAGAUUUUGUGGACAGGGAAACUGUAAGAAAAAUAGUGAAAGAAGAGUUAAGAAGACACAAAAGAUCAUUUACAAAAAUGCAGACUGGAUUUAUAUCAUUUACUGCCUUCUUACUUGGAGGAGGAAUGAUGUCAUACUGGUGGAAACCACACUAUACAAACAUGACAAAUACAACAUAUGUAUUAAGCGAUAAUAUUACCCAUUCUAGUAUAGUCAUGGAGGACGUAACACAGAAACUUGAACAAUGUCAAGCCAACUUGACACAGAUAAAGGAUGAUUUCAAAAAUGUUCAAGAUAAUUUUGUUUAUUUAAAAAAUGAAGUGACAGAGGUAAAUUAUGGUAUAACUGGUACCAUCGAAGGUGUGAAAGGAGAAUUGAAAGAGGAUUUCCUUCUGUUAAAAAGGGACAUAAAUAUCUUGACUGGAACACAGCAAAUCCAUGGCAAUAAGUACAUAACAUAUUCUGAAACGAUAUUUUUUCUGAUAGCUGGUUUAAUCCUAGAGCCAUUGUUAAUCUUUCUGUUGUAUAAAUAUUUACCAUGGAGGAGUUCAGCUAGUAAUCAUGAUUCUGAUGCACAUGUCCAUGAUGGUCAAAGUGCACAGGCACAGGUCCACAUUGAACAACAUAUAAGGGUGAAGAAUAGGCGGAAUACACCAAGAAGAACGAAUAUACUAGAUAAGAUAUGCAGUGGGAACUUGGAGGAGUCUAUUUGUAUCCUAAGUUUCUAUGAAGAAACUCAGGACAUGCAUCGUAGUAUGUUAACAUCAGCAUUGCAACAGAAAGAUUUUCCAAUGAAGCCAUUCUUAUUACAACUCGCUGAUCCAGAUGCAUUGUCUAUUCCAAGAUGUCGCUUUGUUUUUGUAUUUGUUGAUUUUAAUGAAAGGAAUGUUAUUUUAGAAACCCCUGGCCAAGAUCUCGGUGAGAAGAAAGUAGUUACAGUCAAGGCUUGUCAGAAAAUGGGAGCUGAUGUGUUUGUUAUAUAUACAAGAGACAGAGAUUCAAGUCAUUUGGGUGACGGCAAGCUGUACAACAAGGACUUGUCAGCCUUUACAAAACAUUAUCUAUUGAAAGAACUGACAGCUAAAAACAGAGGACUUAGUGUAAAUGAUAAAUUUUCUUCAUACCAGAAAAGUCACAUCAGGAGAAUUGUUCUGAAAAAAUGACAAAGUUCUUACUUUUUGUAUUUAUAAUCAAUGUUUUUUUUUUUAUGAUUUAUACAUUCAAUUUCACAACUGAAAUAGUGACCAUGCUGUAUUGAUAUAACUUAGAGGCUAUUCCAGAAAUUACAAAAUAAAGUGAUCCAGAGGCAUUUAAUUAAAAUAUAUGGUUGAUGGAGCUUAUUUGGCUUGAGGCAUUAGAACCCAUUGGAACCUCCCCCCUCUUUUUUCUGACCAUCAAUGCAUUUGAAUGGGGACAUAUAGUUGGACCCCCUUUUGAAAAUGGCUGCAUCAGCUCCUGCUGAUGCUGAUGCACCAAUUUUGGCAAUUAAUACCUUUCAUUUCUGCAUUAAAUUUACAUAUUAUGAAUACUUACUCAAUCUUACUCUAAAGUACUAUUGUUAUAUAACUUAAGUAAAAUGAUUUUGAGUUCAAAGACACCUCUGUUCUAUUAUUACAAAGUUUUUUAAAGAAAAAAGUCACAUAUUUUUCAUACAGAAUUUGAAUUACAGUGAAGUAUUUAUUUUUGUGACAUUAUGUCACAUACAAGUUAAUAUGUUUUUCAUUGUAACUGCACAAAUUUAUUUAUAGUGAAUUAUUUGUCAUAAUAUAAUAAAGCCUGGAAAAAACAAACUUGCAACCUUCUAGUCCUCAGUUUCUUUUCUUUUUUAGCUUGCUUGCUUAGAUUUAUGCAUAUUUGCUUAGAUUUUAUAUUAUACAUGUGUUUUAUUUAUAUGUGUAUUGUUAUUUGUUUUUUAAAUGUCAAGUCAGCUAAGAGCUCUCCAGAGUUCAUGUUUACUGUGUUAAUUUGUACAUAUGACUCUAAAUAAAAUUCACUUACUUACUUGCUUAAGCCACAACUAACAAACUGAAUUUUUGAUAUUUACAAUACAUUGACUUUUUUCUGGAGAAUUCACCUUAUUCAUGUAUAUAUUGAACAAAAAAUUGCCAGAAUACAUAGCAGAUAAACCUUUGCCAUGAUAAGUGCUCUUUUCAGUUAGAUAUGGAGUGCUUUGCAGUACAAGUAAAUAAAAAUGUUCCUGAGCAUUUAUUUUUAUGUUUUGUGAUUUGAUGGCUAUAUAUAUAGCCAUAAUGUAAUUACUAAUGCUAUGAUAUUAACAUUAUACAAAUUGAAUGUGUAGGAAUUAUCGUGGAGUGCAGAAUAUGCUUUAUCAAUUCUUUUCUCUGUUUUUCUGUUAAGACCAUCGUCUUUGUGUUCUGUGUAAUUGCUUUAAAUCUUGGUACACUAUGGAUUAUGAUAUAAACCAUUUCAGAAUUAUUGCACCAGGAAGUUAUCAUUCUUAUUAGAAUGAAUUGAUUAUAUAUUUUUUAAAUUCCAAUUGCAAAUUUUACAUGAUAACUGUUUAAUAAUACAAAUGAACUUAAGGUGGUACCUAACACUACAGGGAGAUAACUCUGUAAAGUCAGCUUAACGUUUUAAUUACGUUGUGUUGUAAAAGAAAUAUUAAGCUGCUCAAUGAUCGAAAUUGGUGUUUGUCAAAUUGCUAUAUAACCAGUGUAAUUUUUCUGACAAAACGAUUGUUUCAAAACUUUUUAAAUUUUUACAUUUUUGUUAAUGACAAAAUUUUAUGAAAAUUAAACCAGCCAAAUUAAUUUUAGUGAAAGUGUUGGGUACCACCUUAAAAUAGCUUAUCAACAAAUAAUUCACAUUGGCAUUAUUAAAAUACACAGUAUAUGAUUUUGCUUGAUUGACUAACUGUGAUUUCAGUUUGUUUGUGUAUACUUUUUAUUUGUGUUCAGUAAAGGUGUGCUUUGUUAUUAACUUUUUGAAAUUUUUUAAAAUAAAGUUUAUUUUAUCUUAA
Molecule: messenger RNA, 3567 nt
Organism: Mytilus trossulus (common blue mussel)
Lineage: Eukaryota; Metazoa; Mollusca; Bivalvia; Mytilida; Mytilidae
Exons: 7
Coding region: 80-1750 (556 amino acids)
Source: RefSeq, a predicted model, not a curated record